Molecule: messenger RNA, 906 nt
Organism: Amaranthus tricolor (Joseph's coat)
Lineage: Eukaryota; Viridiplantae; Streptophyta; Magnoliopsida; Caryophyllales; Amaranthaceae
Product: sex determination protein tasselseed-2-like
Exons: 2
Coding region: 1-906 (301 amino acids)
Source: RefSeq, a predicted model, not a curated record
AUGUCUGCUGCUGUUCUUUCAGAGAAUACCCUCCAAGGAGUUCGUCUCAUGGCCAAAGAUACCAUUUCUAUGUCUUCAUUUCGAAGAUUAGAGGGAAAAGUUGCAAUAAUAACGGGAGGAGCAAGAGGUAUAGGAGAAGCAACCAUAAAAUUAUUCGUCAAGCACGGUGCAAAAGUGAUAAUAGCGGACAUAGAAGACGCCCUAGGCAACGCCUUAGCUGAUUCUCUCUCACCGUCCGCCACCUUCGUCCACUGUGACGUCACUAUCGAAGACGAUGUAAUUAAGAUGGUCGACACGGCCAUCGCAUUGCACGGACGUCUAGACAUACUUAUAAACAACGCCGGCGUAUUAGGGUCCCAAACAAAAUCAAACAAAAGCAUACUAAAUUUUAACCCUAAUGAGUUUGACUCAAUCAUGUCAGUCAACGUUAAGGGUGUUGCCCUAGGGAUCAAACAUGCUGCACGUGUGAUGAUGACACGUGGUAGUGGUUCCAUCAUCUCGACAUCGAGCGUAGCGGGUCUAAUGGGUGGACUUGGACCACACGCGUACACAGCCUCAAAACACGCCAUCAUUGGGUUAACUAAGAAUACGGCGUGUGAGUUGGGUCGGUUUGGGAUUCGAGUAAAUUGUAUAUCUCCAUUUGGGGUGGCAACUUCUAUGCUUAUCAAUGCAUGGAAAAAUAGUGAAGAUGAAAUGGAAUUAGGGUUACCUAAUUGUGAGGAAGAAGUGGAAAAAAUGGAGGAGUUUGUAAGGGGAUUGGCUACUCUAAAAGGUCUUACUUUAAAACCAAAAGAUAUUGCUGAGGCUGCACUUUACCUAGCUGGUGAUGAGUCUAAGUAUAUUAGUGGUCAUAAUCUUGUUGUUGAUGGUGGAUUUACUACCUCUAAAAAUUGUAUUGGCUUGUGA